UUGACAAGGAGUUUUCUGUCCAGAGCAUGCGGAGAGCAUCUCGCCCUCGUACCUCUGCAGGAGGAGCAGGUGGAGAGAGCAGCAGUCGGAAUGAUGGAGAUGAAGAGAGAAUCUUUCCAUCAGUAUGGAUCCCUGGAGCGCACGCCGUGGAGCAGAGACAACAACAAAGCAGAGGACGACGUGGUGUCCAUGGCAGACUCCAGCCUCACUGCAGACGAUAUCGAGGGCGAACUCUUCAAGAUCGAGAGGAUCAGAGACGUUCUGGUCCGCAGGGAGUCAGAGCUCAGAUACAUGAUGGAUGACAUUCAGCUGUGCAAGGAGAUCACUCGACUCAAAAAGGAGCUGCACAAAUUAGUGUCCCUGCCAGAUAAGGACAAGUCCAAGGAGGACCGGCAAAAGGAAGAUGAACUUCUGCAGCAAAUCCACAAACUGGUGGAAACCAGAGAUUUCCUUGUGGAUGAUGUUGAGUUUGAAAGACUCAGGGAGAAGGAAGAAGAUAAAGAAAUGGCUGACUUUCUGAGGUCGAAAUUUCCAAGACACCUGCAGAAAACAGGUGUGCCAACAAGACGAGUCGCACCCAGGGCCCAGCAGAACUCCUCUCCCUUCGCCAAAACGGGCCUCACCCUGCUGAAGGAGUGCUGCGGCUUCACGUGCUCCGUCAUGUAGCUUCCGUUCUUGCCAAUUUAACCGUCCGCGUAUAAGAGCUCCAUUUCAAGUCCAAGUGUAAAAAGAAGCCAACGGAAUCAUAUCCUUCGGCGUGUUGGUCUGUAGAAUGGAUUCCACGGAAGGUUGUUCCGUGAGGUUGUCCAGCGGGCCGCUGGCUCACACGCUUCUUGUGACCAAUCAAACUACAGAUACACAUCUGAGUUGCCAAGAAGAAUAGUUUCCAUGGCAACCUCAUGUAACCCCCCAUACCUUUACAAUGUAGAGAUUCACAGGAUGAUACUGUGUGUAUGUGUGCAUGCAGGGAAUGAUAUUGCGCUUAUCUGUUUUGUUAUGUUUUGAGGUUUAAAAAAAUAUAUACUGUAUACUGCUAUUACUGACGCAUACAUGAUCAGAUGUACUGUAGUAGUACUGUAGCUGUUCCAUCCCCAGAUCUUUUAUUUACCUCAUAAAUGCUUUGGCUCACCAUCAUUUGUAGAAAACAGGCAUGUUUAAAUAGCAUGUACAUCGACGCUUACGGAGCUCAUGUUAUUGUCCUUUUUGUUAAGCAAAAAUUAGUUUUUAUUUUCGCCGUUUUAGUGGUCGACAACGUUGCGGUCCUGUCGUCUUAUGUCAUCCUCCACGAACCGAGAAGUGGCCUGUUUACAUUUGGAUGGACAAAAAGCAAAACUAAACAUUGUGUGUGUAAUUGUGAGUGAAAUAGUUGCCCUUUUGCACCAGUUUAGUCACAAUGAAAGCGUCGCGCUGAACGUGCACAAAACCGGGAAUAAAAAGAAAAGUAAAGGUAAAGAAAGUUCUGUUCUUUCAAUCUUUGUCUUAUCCAUUUCCAAUCAUGCACUAACUUGUACUUUUCAGGUUUCCGAACAUGAGUCUGGUUUUGUUCAGAACAUAAAAUAUUGAAAUUUUCAGCAAAAACCACAAAUAUGAAACAAGUUGGGACCCAAUACGGACCCCUGUGGAACACCACAGGUAAUGUAUGAAUAUGCUUUUCACUGUGGGUUGCAUACUGAAAGAUGCAAAAGCUAUAUUUCACAUCCAAACUACAAGUAAUCCCCUCGAACAAGUCCUUCAACUUUUCUGACACCUCUUAUUUAAUGUUUGUUAUUUUGAACGUGCAUACAGUUACAAUAUGGUACAUCGCAUAUGUCGAGUUCCUCAUUUCAACAUGACCCGAAAAGAAGUAGGAAGAAGCAGCGCUUAAUUCAUUCUUCCCCUUUUCCAUUUUAUGGUAAUUAAAUAAUCACAUUAGUUUGUUUGUUUCCUGUGCUCAUUAUGUCAUACAAACACAUAAGCAAAACAUCUCUUUAAUGCAGGUGUAGGCAAUUAAUUUUUACCGGGGGCCGCAUAAGCAACCCGAGCACUGCUGGAGGGCCACACCGACAAUAUUUCAAUUAAAUUUUGCACAAUAUUAUUUUUGAUAUACCGUAAGAUAAAUAAUAAUAUUAAUAAUAAUAAUAAUAAUUUAAUUUAACCUAACUUAAAGGCCUACUGAAAUGAAUUUUUUUUUAUUUAAACGGGAAUAGCAGAUCCAUUCUAUGUGUCAUA
Entelurus aequoreus (snake pipefish) is the source of this 2208-nucleotide messenger RNA. Its product is annotated as bMERB domain-containing protein 1-like. The record is from RefSeq and is a predicted model, not a curated record. The transcript is spliced from 7 exons. Lineage: Eukaryota; Metazoa; Chordata; Actinopteri; Syngnathiformes; Syngnathidae. The coding region runs from base 91 to 666 and encodes 191 amino acids.